UCACCAUAGUGUGACCAGUGUAACCAGCUGCUCCAAAUGGCGUGAGGUCAUUUUCUGGAUAAUGGCGGUUGAUUCCAAUUUUGUGAGCCUGCCGUAGUCUGACAGAGCUAGUUUGCUGUUUGCUACACACCCAAAAGGGAAGUGACUUGCAAACUUCUGAGAUGCAAUGGCCCAGGAAGUUCAACCCGCACCUGGUCAGCAGAAUUCUGGGACCAUCCAGGUUGAGGAGGCUAAUUCUGCAAAGGAGACUGCAACAUUGAACGAGAAGCAAGGAGCUACGUGCGAUGCACAGCAUCCCGAAGUUCGAGCACGUCCUGUCGAGCAGGGUGGAGAGCGACCUCCUGAAGAAGUUGCUUCAGAAGAUUUGUUCACCAAGCAAAGUGAAUCACUCUGCACCUGCUAUGAGCAGAGGGCUCUGGCACUGGAAAGAGCAGCCAAUGCUACAAGGCAAGCAGAAGGCCUUCGAGUUCAGCUUGCUCAGUCUCAGGCUCACGCAAAGCAAAUAGGGGACGCCUGGGAGCGGCGAUUGAAAGAAGUCGAGAUGGAAUACUCCGAACGGGUCACUAAAUUAUCUGCCGAAGUGGAUGGCCUCCGUGCCCAGCUGGCGGAUGCGGAACUGCAGUUGAGUGCAAGCAAGCACCACUGUGAGGAAGUGGGACGAAAAAAUCAAGUACUGGAGCAGAAGUUGUCCUCCGUAGAUUCGAGUUCAAACGAGGAUCUUCAGAAGGAGCUGGAGAGGGUUACAGAACGCAGCAACCAUCUCUCCAAGGCCCUGGCAGAAGAGCGUCACCGGAACAGACAGUUGACAGCCGAUGCCGGUCUGCACCAGCAACAGAUUGCAAUUCUCGAAGCGCAGCUCGAGGAGAGAUUGCUCGAACUGAAGCACAAGGACGAGGUGCUGGAACUAUUCGGAACAAAAGCCCUGGAACACGUAGCAAGGUCCGUCGGACCGUCGGGUCGCACCGACUUGCUCCGUCUCGUAGCCGUGCUAACGGGGUCGUCCUGGCUCGGAGAAGAAAUUGGACGUUCCGCAAGCAACGGCGAAAGCGGUAAAUGCGACAGCGGAUAUCAGGGAAGCAUUGCGGGCGCGGUCCCUAAAGCGUCCGCGGGAACGAAACCCGUCGAGGAAAAAGCCGCCGAGAGCGAGGACCCGGUAGAAGUGAAGAAGGAGAUAAGACGUUGCAACGAAAAACUGAAGAAACUUUUGUGGCGGAGGCGGAGCCAGGUCCACGCCCUGGAAAACAGCCUCGACGCGGACUCGAAGCCGCGGCUCUCCAGCACGGGCUUCGAGCCAGGGUGUGAUGCGUGUCUGCUUCCGGGUGCAGUGAGGAAAGUUGGAGCGCGGAAGGAAAGGCAGCUCUCGUCGACACCGCGGGUUGCGCUCGAAACGCUUUCCGACGUCUCGAGCAUCUCUCAAGACGUCGCCGAUGAUGCCGCGGGUUUUAACGGUCCGUCGAGCGAAAUGAAAGAUACUUCUGGAAGCGUUUUUUUGUGGGACUGCAACGAGAAGCGAAAUCGACGUUCGAGCAGGCGGCGUGAGGUCUCGGAUGAAAGUCCGCGCUUUAAGGCUCCCUCAAGUGAGACUAAGGACACUCCUGGAAGCAGGAAGGGGACGGACUACUUUGAGAGCAGGGUGCUUGGCUCAAGUAGCGGCAGAAGUGAUUUUAAAGCGAAAGAUUCGGCCGUGAGAUCGAACGGGACAAGUCAGUACGUGCAGAAGGAUCACGUGAGUGCUUCAGGAAUGAAAGGUGCUGCUACAACAGCGGCAGUUACAGACAGGUACAAGAGCAAAGCGCGUAGAUCAUUGAACUUUGCUCAGCAUGAUACCGCUGAGCGUACAAUGCCAUUUUCGUUCAGUUCUAACAGCAGUGCACAUUCAUCUAACGUUGCUCAAGUCUCGUUGACGUUUGCCACGCCUAUGGUGAUAAACAUCAGUUCGAUUCCGCAGCCUCGUACCGGAGAUGUGGCUACCUAGUAUGCUUUGUUGAUAAACAUGUUAAAUACAUAAUGAAUAAUUGUCAUGUACAUACAUUAAAAUGUGGCCGUCACCUCUGGGGCUUAUUUAUAACUAGGACAUGACCGUUUCGUGAAAGUGCAACACAAAAGGGUGUACAUAGAGGAAAUUUAUAAUUUAUUGACGAAAGAGCAUUUUGCAAAGGUACAUUCCGUUUGUGUUGCCAUCCUUGAAGAAAAAAAAAAGGUGACGAGACUCGACAGUACAAAUAAAGGCCUAGACAUGCGUACGACGAAGCAUGUUUAUUGAUUUAUUCGCUGUUCAUUUGUUUGUUGAAGCUCUUUUGCUGCACGUACUAUCUGAGUUUUAGUGUUUCAGGUAAAGUACACAUAUUUCUAUGCAAGAAAUGUCAAGCAACUUUUUAGCAACUGUCAAGCAACGGUAUGUAUCUGCGCACCUAACCGGAAACAAUCUUUCAUUGGCUUGUCUGACUCUCUGGUCCUCCAAAAAUCAAGUUUGGCUCCUCGGGCUGUUUGAUUUUUCAGAUAGUUUCGCUCAUGUUCCAGUGUUUAAUGCAAAAAAUUAGACAGCAUUUUCUCAUCCUUGCAUGUAGGUGUCAGUGCAAAAUUUCACCAUGAAUUGUGGGUAGAAACUGCCAUGCCAUUUCUUCCUGUUGAAUUUGAGAUUCAACCCAAAAAUGUCUCUCUACCUAUGUGAUAUGUGCCAUAUAUGUAUUUUACAUACUGCGGUAGUAAUAAAGCAAUAAGGAUGUAUGUGUUUCAUA
Molecule: messenger RNA, 2738 nt
Organism: Ornithodoros turicata
Lineage: Eukaryota; Metazoa; Arthropoda; Arachnida; Ixodida; Argasidae
Exons: 7
Coding region: 167-1975 (602 amino acids)
Source: RefSeq, a predicted model, not a curated record